GACAUUCCACAGGACGUGUGCCCAUGAGGUCGUCGACGCUGGGCUUGCUCUUCCUGAUCAGUGUCCAGGCUGUAGCCAACAUGCGAGGAGGUGCCCCGCCCCAGGAGGGGGCCGGGGGGGACACAGUGACACGCUCAAGGACACGGGCGGGGCCUGUGAGCUCCACCCCCGAUCAGCAGCAGCAGCAGCAGCAGGACUCUCACUCUCAUUCCAUCCCCACCGUGGACCCCAAACUCUUCCAGAAGCGCCGCUACCGCUCGCCCCGCGUGCUCUUCAGCGUCCUGCCUCCUGACGCGGAUGAGGGCCCAGCCCGGGGCCCGGGGUCGAGGGUUAGGCGGAGGGCCAGCCAGCCCCUGCACCGCGGGGAGUACUCCGUCUGCGACAGCAUCAGCAACUGGGUGGGCAAUAAGACCAAGGCGACGGACAUUUCGGGCAACGAGGUGACGGUGCUGCCCGACGUCAACAUCAACAACGUGGUGAAGAAGCAGUUCUUCUUCGAGACCACGUGCCGCAGCUCCAAGUCCAGCUCCUCAGGCUGCCGGGGCAUCGACAGCCGGCACUGGAACUCGUACUGCACCAACACGCACACCUACGUGCGGGCGCUCACCUCUUUCAAGAACCUGGUGGCGUUCCGCCUCAUCCGCAUCAACGCCGCCUGCGUGUGCGUGCUCAGUCGCAAGUCCUGGAGGCACUGACCUCCUCCCCCCACACCCU
Messenger RNA from Megalops cyprinoides (Indo-Pacific tarpon), 714 nucleotides. RefSeq names its product nerve growth factor a (beta polypeptide) (gene ngfa). Bases 24 to 695 code for a protein of 223 amino acids. The transcript has 2 exons. Gene Ontology annotation, molecular function: nerve growth factor receptor binding; growth factor activity. The record is from RefSeq and is a predicted model, not a curated record. Lineage: Eukaryota; Metazoa; Chordata; Actinopteri; Elopiformes; Megalopidae. Gene Ontology annotation, biological process: positive regulation of peptidyl-serine phosphorylation; nerve development; cell surface receptor protein tyrosine kinase signaling pathway.